AUGAAUCACGACUGCCAUCCGACGGCAUCUCAUAAACCGGUAUGCGCCGGGGCCCACAGCCGAUCGCACACUUCUCUAAGUUAUCACAUCGUUCCAAACUCCUACCGGCAGCAAAAAGGCACGCCGAGGAAGCUUUUCUUUCCGCCCCCCCCCCCCCCCCCAACCGAAGGACUUACGAGUUUUCUUUAA
Trypanosoma brucei brucei TREU927 is the source of this 189-nucleotide messenger RNA. RefSeq lists its product as hypothetical. The coding region runs from base 1 to 189 and encodes 62 amino acids. The transcript has a single exon. Lineage: Eukaryota; Euglenozoa; Kinetoplastea; Trypanosomatida; Trypanosomatidae. The record is from RefSeq and is a predicted model, not a curated record.